Molecule: messenger RNA, 4421 nt
Organism: Gambusia affinis (western mosquitofish)
Lineage: Eukaryota; Metazoa; Chordata; Actinopteri; Cyprinodontiformes; Poeciliidae
Gene: rhoua
Product: ras homolog family member Ua
Exons: 4
Coding region: 257-1045 (262 amino acids)
Biological process (GO): small GTPase-mediated signal transduction
Molecular function (GO): GTP binding; GTPase activity
Source: RefSeq, a predicted model, not a curated record
GGGGGAGUUUGAUUUGGGACGGGUCUGUUUGCCGGACGGACACUCACUGCAACUGAAUGAUAGUUAAAUCUCCUCUUUUAAAUCGGGAUUUUGUGGUUUGUGGUCCAGAGUCCCCAGAGAGAAAAGUUCAGGCUGGUUUUCUGUUUCGAACCAUGGAAGCCCAGAGCAAGCGGACAGCUUAUUGUCACUAGACCCCGUGGAGGAAAAGAAUGGACCGAGUGAAAACUGACCCGACCGAGGUGGACUGAUCCCCGCCAUGUCGCCCUCCUCUCCCUGCCAGGAGGGCUACAAGCCGGCGCCGGUGGCCCAAGCGCCGCCCGUCCCGCCGCGCAGGGUCCGGAGCAGAGACGAGGGCUCCGGGGGGAGGACGCGGCGGGCGGCCGCUCCGGAGAGGCGGGUGAAGUGUGUGCUGGUGGGGGACGGAGCGGUGGGGAAAACCAGCCUGGUGGUCAGCUACACCACCAACGGCUACCCCACCGAGUACGUCCCGACGGCGUUUGACAACUUCUCAGCGGUGGUGUCAGUGGACGGACAGCCGGUGAAACUGCAGCUGUGUGACACAGCAGGACAGGAUGAGUUUGACAGGCUCCGUCCGCUGUGCUACACCAGUGCAGACGUCUUCAUGCUGUGCUUCAGCGUCGUCAGUCCCGCCUCCUUCCAGAACGUUCCAGAAAAAUGGGUCCCAGAGAUCCGUAAACAUGCCCCCUUCGCUCCCCUCGUUCUGGUGGGGACACAGUGUGACCUCAGAGAAGACGUCAAGGUGCUCAUCGACCUGGCGAAGUACCGGGAGCGGCCCGUGGACCCUUCGGAUGCCCGGGACUGUGCCAUGGAGAUCGGAGCGGUGGCCUACAUGGAGUGUUCCUCUCUGACCCAGAAGAACCUAAAGGAGGUGUUCGACACGGCCAUCCUGGCCAGCCUGCAGAAAUACGGCUCACGGAAACGCUCGAGAGGCAAACAGAAGCACCGAAAAAAGGCGAGACAGACCCCGGACAAGAUGAAGAGUCUGUCUAAGUCCUGGUGGAAACGGUACUGCUGCGUGGCGUAGAGCAGACCUGGGACUGGAUCCGGCUCUGAUUCUGGGCUGGAGUUUUAAAGAGAACUAUAUAAAACCCUGACUGGAACGUGGAAUAUUGUGGAUGAGAUUUACUACUGAGCUUUGAGUCGCCUGGAGGAUUCUCUGGUGUUUAUUCACUCAGACUGGUUAAACACCAGUUCUGUUCUGGGACCAGUAAAAGAUGUGACAGUCAUAUCCAGGUCGCUUUUCUCUGGAUUUCUUGUCCAAAAAUACUAAGGAAAAAUCCUGCCUUUUUAUGCAUCCCAGAGGAAAACUGGAAUCUUUGUUGGAUGUAAUUAUUAUAAUCGAUGAUCUAAGACAAACAACACACUGUCAAUUGUUCCCAAUUCUGGACUGGUUUAAAAUAAGAUCAGAAAGAGCUGCUGAGAGAAAGAGAGUCGCCCUCAGACCAGACUUGGUCACGGAGGAUUUUAUGACCCAGACAAGAUCACCAGACGCACAUGAAGUCAAAACAAGUCCGUCCUUACGUUAAUUCAGAGCCAUUGUUACUCUGAUGAGAGGACUCGUUGAGUAACCACAUCCUGAUUUUACACGGUCAGUUUUGAUUAUGAAUCAGCUUAUAGUUUGGUCUUAAACAGAACAAUUUGUACCAAAUCCAGGCUGUAUUUUUUUAUGCAAGCGCUCAAAUCAUAUCUAAUCUUGAUACGAACUCAUGCACAUUUUUGUCCUAUCAGAAGACACAAACUGUUCCCGCUUUGAUCAAAACUGAGAUUUCCAAACAACCCACAUUCUUCAUAUCUUUUUUUUUUCUGUAUCAGCAAACAAACUAUUUCAUGUCUCUAUAUUGGAAGGUAAUUUAUCAUCUUUUCCUCUCAAUCUCAUCAGGACUGACAGUGAAAACAGAGCCAUGCCGGUUCAGGUUGGUUAGCUGUGAAAACGGGAUCAUUUCUUCUACAUGUGUUGGACUUGUAGCUUAAACAAAGUGGUUUCAAACAUUUCCACUGCUAUAUGUGAUUUAUCCUUUCAGACUUGACUAUGAGCGUUUGCUGAAUCAGAUCCUCCAUGGUUAAAUCUAAAAUUAGCAAUAAUUAAUUCAUAAUGCAUUUUGCUAUCUUUGUUUCUUAAGAAAAAUCAAUUUUCUUUGUUAUAUUACUGGACAUUAUUAUAAACUUGGUGUUUUUCUCUUUCUAAUGUUUUAUCAAAUGAAAACCACAAACUUUAAUGUUUUCUAUUUUUUGCGACAAACCAAGACACAGUGAUACAUUGAUAUGAAGAACAAACGUAAAUCAUCGUUUCAGUUUGUUUCAACAGAUGAAAAUCUAAAAAGUGCGGUGGGCAUUUGUGUCCAGCUCCUCUAACUCAAUAGAGGGGAUAACAAUGGAUCAAAAGAUGCAAAUAAACAAACAUUUUAAGUUUGUUUUUAAAUAAAAAGGUAAACAUUUUAUUGCCUGAAAUGCAGUAAUAGCAUUAUUUUACUUGUAGCACAGGAUGCAUCUGCAACUAAAAAAAAUACAAGCCUGUAAAAAGCUCAGCCCUUUUUAAUCAACUUAAUAUCAAUAAAAAUGUAGCUGAUCUAUUGACUAUUUUUUAAAUUAAUAAUUGGACAGCAAAAAGUGAUUAAUAUGAGAUUUUGUUUUACAGAAUUUGAACCAGGUGAAGCUAAACCUGCCACUUGAAUAGUUCUGGGUAAAACAUAUUUACAAAUAAAAGUAAAAAAAAAAAAAAAAGAAAAUCUUAAAUGCCAAAUGUGUAUAUUUUCGUACAGUUUUGGCUUAAUUACUGCUGUUUCUAAUGCAACUCAAUGGGUUCACUGUGUCGAUGUUUAACUGCUGAUAGCAAAUGCUUUGUGUGUUGCAGGGAGAAAAGGCAUAAUAGGCUAUUUGUCUUGUGGAGCUAAGUGGGCUAAAGGUCACACACUCUUAUGAUAGCUGGCAUUUCCUGUGUCAAGUUUAACAGAAGUUAGUUUUGUAUUUAAUUCACUCCGGUUUAAACGUCUUAGCAGAACUGUGGCGUUAAUCAUGUUGUUCUCUCUUGUCUUUCCGUGUCAAUCAGCAGAAAACGCCCGACUUGUAUUUUAAAAUGACCUUAAGAUGAGAUGCUCAUGUUUUAAACUUUUAAAUACUGUGAUCCCGUAGAUUCUGCUUUAUUCAAUUACCACAGAAGCUACUCUGAUCCCAAAUGAUAAUAAUAAAGCAACACAACGCGCUACAACACUGGCACAAAUUCACUUGUGACGCCAACUUUUGAGGCUACGAAAGGUUAGAGGGUUUCCCUCGUUUUGACUUCUUCUCAGGUGGUUGCUGCAGCGCGGCGUUGGAGCAGGAUGCCAGACGAAGGGCUUCGUAACGUAGAGCAGAUGGCCAUCUGAACGUGGAGACAGAAAACAGAUGUGAUGAAUGUUGGGGUUUUUCUGUUUUGCUGAAAGGAAAGCAUGAUUAUUCUUUGUUGCUGUUGUUGAGGUUUGUAGAACUGUGUGAGAGCUAAAACUUCAUAAAUCUGUGACUUUGAUUCACUGGGUGUUGUUGUGACGGGCCUCCGCUGUACGCUGGCGAUGUUUGAUAUGUGACUCAGAGACGCGGCGUCAGCCAGCUGGUGUUUUGGUCUCAUUGGAUGUGAAGCAAAGUGACACAAAAAUACACAAAAAUACACAUAAAUACGUCUGAUUUAGGGCACAAAAUGAAUCUGGUCAUUGUAUUCAUCUAUGUCCAGGGCCGAAUUUAGAAGGAUAAGGGCCCGGGGCUAGAGCUGGUUUUGGUACCCUAUCCAAAAAACACACACAAAAAACAAGCAUCUUACACAUGGAAAUUACAGGUGAUGAAUGGGUAGGUCUAAACAUCAACAGGUUUAAAACCUCCCAUGUGAGAUGGCCCCAUGUUUGUCCCAAAUAGAUGCACUAUAAGUUCAGAAUUUUCAAAUAUUGGAGUUUUGUAUACAUUAACAUUAAUAUCAGUCAAAAAAUACCAAAACAACACAUUUCAGAUGGGCUUAUGAGUUUUAUAUAAGCUACAAUGUAAAACAUUAAUUCAUUACAAAAAUCUUUGGGGCCCCCGAGUUGUGGAGCCCUGGGCUACUGCCACUGUAAGCCCAUUCUGAGUCCGUCCCAGUCUAUGUCCUGUGACUCUGUGAGUUCAACCAAAAACAGAUAUCUGAUCCGUGUAAAUUUAAUCUAAUCUGAUUUACAGAUCUUACAGGGGCCACCAGCUCAGAGCCUCUUUCAGAAAACCAGCCGACCGCGGCCUGUGUGAUCCACCACUCCUGUUUUCACUGGUUAAAAAAUAAAAACAGACAAUACGCUGCUGCAAUCUGUUCAUGUCAAGCUUGUCGUUAACCUGGAAAUAUCAGUUGAAGGAGGAUGUGUUUGUACAGAUCUGUUAUACUCUGAGAAAUAAAGAAUAUUUGUAAUAAA